This is a messenger RNA of Mucor mucedo, 1883 nucleotides long. Its product is annotated as sulfate adenylyltransferase. Gene Ontology annotation, biological process: sulfur amino acid metabolic process. The record is from RefSeq and is a predicted model, not a curated record. Gene Ontology annotation, molecular function: ATP binding; adenylylsulfate kinase activity; sulfate adenylyltransferase (ATP) activity. Lineage: Eukaryota; Fungi; Mucoromycota; Mucoromycetes; Mucorales; Mucoraceae. The coding region runs from base 58 to 1782 and encodes 574 amino acids. The transcript has 3 exons. Gene Ontology annotation, cellular component: cytoplasm.
UUUGUUUAUUCAUCUUUUUUUUUUUCCCCCUCUUCUACAUUUAUUAAUUUAAAAAAAAUGGCUAAUACUCCUCAUGGUGGUGUCCUUAAGGACCUUUAUCUUCGUGACGCUGAUAAGCAAGAAUCUCUUGCCCUUGAAGCUGCUACUUUACCCAAUGUCGUCUUGACAGACCGUCAAUUAUGUGAUCUCGAAUUAAUCUUGAACGGUGGUUUCUCUCCUCUCGAAGGUUUCUUGAACCAAAAGGAUUAUGAAGGUGUUGUUGAAAAGAUGCGUCUUGCCAAUGGUUUAUUAUGGACUAUUCCCAUCACCUUGGAUGUUAGCAAGGAACAAAUCGAGGAAAGUAAGAUUGAACCCACUAAGCGUAUUGCUUUGUUAGAUCCUCGUGAUCAUACUCCUUUAGCCAUCUUGACCGUCGAGGAUGUAUAUAAGCCCAACAAGGCCAAGGAGGCCGAACUUGUGUACGGUGCCAAUGACAGUGCUCAUCCUGCUGUUCAUUAUCUUCAUACCAUUGCUAAGGAAUUCAACAUUGGUGGUUCUCUUCAAGCUGUUCAAUCUCCUUCUCACUACGAUUAUGUUGCCAACCGAUUCACACCUACUGAACUCCGUGCUCAUUUCAAAAAACUUCAAUGGACCCGUGUUGUUGCUUUCCAAACCCGUAACCCUAUGCAUCGUGCUCAUCGUGAAUUAACUGUGCGUGCUGCUCGUCAACGUAAAGCCCAUUUACUUAUUCAUCCUGUGGUUGGAUUGACCAAGCCUGGAGAUAUUGAUCAUUAUACCCGUGUGCGUGUUUAUAAGGCCUUGAUGCCCAAGUACCCUAACGGUAUGGCCGAACUUAGUUUAUUGCCUUUGGCUAUGCGUAUGGGUGGACCUCGUGAAGCUGUAUGGCACGCCUUGAUCCGUAAAAACCAUGGUGUGACUCAUUUCAUUGUGGGUCGUGAUCAUGCUGGACCCGGUAAGAACUCUCAAGGUGUUGAUUUCUACGGUCCUUACGAUGCUCAAACCUUGGUGGAGGAAUACAAGAGCGAGAUUGGUAUUGAAAUUGUACCCUUCCAAAUGGUGACUUACUCUCCUGAUACGGAUGAAUAUAUCCCCGCUGAUGAGGUCCCCGAGGGUGUCAAGACUUUAAAUAUCUCUGGUACUGAGUUACGUCGUCGUCUCAAGACUGGUUUACCCAUCCCCGAAUGGUUCUCUUACCCUGAAGUCGUGCAGGUCUUGCGUCAAUCUCAUCCUCCUCGUAACCAACAAGGUUUCACCAUCUUUUUCACAGGUCUUCAUGCUUCCGGUAAGAACGCCAUUGCUCGCGCUUUACAAGUUUCCUUAAACCAAGAAAGUACGCGUUCUGUCUCUUUAUUGGCAAGUGAAAAUACCCGUGCCGAAUUAUCAUCGGAGUUGGGAUUCUCGAAGCGUGACAGAGAUAUCAAUAUUGCCCGUCAAGCCUUUGUGGCCGGUGAGUUGACGCGUGCUGGUGCUGCUGCCAUUGUGGCACCCAUUGCCCCUUAUGCCGGUGCACGUGAUGCCGCUAAAAAGACCAUUGAACAAUUCGGUGGUUUCUAUCUUGUGCAUGUCGCUACUCCCUUGGAAGAAUGUAUCAAGCGUGAUCGUGAUGGUAUCUAUGAACGCGCAAAGCGUGGUGAGAUUAAGGAAUUCACUGGUUUGGAUGCUCCUUAUGAAGUACCCACAAAUGCUGAUCUUACCGUUGACAUUACUCAACAAUCCGUCUCUCAAGCUGUGCAUGAAAUCGUCUUGUUGCUUGAAAAGGAUGGUUACAUUGGUUCUGCUUAAAUUCAUAUAAAUAUUAGAGUAACAAAAAAAAAACAUUUCAACUAUAAUAAAUAAAAACUGUAUAUUUUAAACAUAAUAUUUUUUUUUUAAAAAAAAAAGAG